Cryptomeria japonica (Japanese cedar) is the source of this 1586-nucleotide messenger RNA. Its product is annotated as coniferyl alcohol acyltransferase-like. The record is from RefSeq and is a predicted model, not a curated record. The coding region runs from base 65 to 1462 and encodes 465 amino acids. Lineage: Eukaryota; Viridiplantae; Streptophyta; Pinopsida; Cupressales; Cupressaceae. Gene Ontology annotation, molecular function: acyltransferase activity, transferring groups other than amino-acyl groups. The transcript is spliced from 2 exons.
CUAUAAACUAACAAGAAUGGUUGAAACUUGCAUUCGUGGAUAAGCUUGUAGAGAUUGUGCUGAGAUGGCUUCGGUUAACGCUCCCAUUUCCAAAGAUUAUGAGUUGAAGAUUGUUAACACAGAAGUUAUAGUGCCUACACUUCUAAUGCAGCAGCACAUCCUUCCUCUGUCAAAUCUAGAUCUCCUUAUUCCUCCAGUUUCUGUCCAUGUGUUCUUCUGUUAUAAAAAUCCCUUUCCUAGGACUUUUGCAUCAGCACUAUCUCAUCUCAAGACUUCCCUCUCGAAGGUGUUAGUGUCCUAUUAUGUAUUUGCGGGAAGAUUGGUUACAGAUAGUAUUGGCCUACCAAAGGUCCAUUGCAAUAACAAGGGAGUUCGCUUCACCCAAGCUUAUGCUGCAGCUCCUCUUUCUCAGCUGAAUUUAUACGACCCUGAUGAGUCUGUGCAGGGGAAGCUUGUUCCUUUACUUUCAAAACCCUUUCAAGAAGAUGGCAUUCCAGUCUUUGCUGUUCAGGUGAUAGAAUUUGGCUGUGGAGGUCUUGUUAUUGGCUGCACUUUCGACCACAGAAUUGCAGAUGCAUACUCUGCAAACAUGUUUUUCACAAGUUGGGCAAAGCUUUCUAGAAAUGACUCAACUGCAUCUCUGAAUCCAAGCAUUACACGCUCCAUAUUAUGCCCUCGAGAUUCCCCUGCUCACUGUGCUGAAAUUAACAAUAUGUAUGUGAGGCAUUGUUCACAAGAAUUCAGCCAAGAAAACCCUCACCCACCUUCUUUAGUAAGUAGAAUUUACUAUCUAGAUGUGAAGAACAUUAUGGAUCUCCAAUUCAAUGCAAAAAAAGAUGGUAAGAGUAACACCAAAUUAGAGGUUUUCAGUGCUUACUUGUGGAAGCUACUGAUAAGCACCCACAAGGUCAAGGACACCAUGAAUUGUAAAAUAGGAAUAGUUGUAGAUGGACGCCAACACUUAAGGGAGAUUGGGAUUUCUGCCAAUUACUUUGGCAAUGUUCUAACCUUGCCCUUUGCUGAGUCUAAUGCUGGUUAUAUAAAAAGCAAACCACUUUAUUGGAGUGCAGGGUUAAUUCAUGAUGCCAUAAAGAGUGCAGCAAAUGAGGAACACUUUCAAAGCUUAAUUGACUUCGUUGAGACUACAAAGCCAACACCUGUCUUAGCCAAGAUUUACUGCGGAGCAGAUGACAUGGAGUCCUCAGGACCUGCAGUUUUGGUGUCUUAUGGACUGUCGUUUCCUUUGUAUGAGGUUGAUUUUGGAUGGGGAAAGCCUACUUUUGUAAGCUACCAUUUCCCUUGGGGUGCUGAAGCGGGCUAUGUCAUGCCUACUCAUAGCCCUGUAGGAGACGGUAGUUGGAUAGUAUACAUGCAUCUUCCAAUGGAACAGUUAAGUGCAAUAGAAACUGAUCCCAAUCGCAUUCUACUUCCAAUCACACAAGAUUUCUUACAUUUGGCUUAGGAAUGUCAUAGAAACCAAGGUGGGUUUAUGUUUGAAGCAUUGUACAAAUAAGUGUUGGAGAUAACUGUAUACCCCAUAUUUACUUUUUUAUAUUGUAAUGUAUUUGAGGAAUUGAAUUUAUUAA